AUGGCGAGGGAAGGUUCCAAAAAUUCUACGAGCCGGAAGCGUAAACGAGGGUUUUCAAGAAAGCUUCAAGUCAACGAAAGGGUGGAGGUGAGGAGUGAAGAGGAUGGAUUUCUAGGAUCAUGGCACCCUGGGACAGUUAUCUGUUGUGGGAAGCUGAAGCGCCAUGUCAGAUACGAGAAUCUUUUGGAAAACGAUGGGUUGAAUUAUCUUGUGGAUGUAGUGCGUGUUACAAAAGCAUUGGAUGGUGAAAAUGAAUCCUUGAAUUGCUUUAAGCGAGGGUUCAUUAGGCCACUGCCUCCUACGGUUGUGUUUGAUAGAUGGGGCCUUAAGUUUGGUCUGUGUGUUGAUGUGAACCAUCUAGAAGCUUGGUGGGAAGGGGCUAUAUUUGAUCACUGUGAUGGGGAGGAGAAGAGGACUGUGUUUUUCCCUGAUUUGGGUGAUGAAAUGCAAGUUGAAAUUCAUCAGUUGCGGAUUACUCAGGAUUGGGAUGAAGUUACAGGAAAGUGGGAGCAACGAGGGAACUGGGUGUUUCUUGAAUUGAUUGAGGAGUUAGAGAGGGAAACAUAUGUUCCAGUUUCAAUUAAGCAAAUUUGGUAUGACUUACAGGUAAAAAUUGAAUUUUGCAUUAUUGGAGAGUGGACAUAUAAUGUGAAGGACUUGUGGAGAAACAUGGUGAUGGAGAUAAUUCAGGAGUACUUUACUCUUACAAUAGAAGCAGUUAUCUCAGUCUCAAAACUUCAGCAGCUUUUAUUAAAUGAAAUACCAGAGCUGGAGUUAGUGGAACCCAUUUCUAAUGUUGGGCAGAAAGAAACUGUUCCUCCUGUUAUAGAGACCUUACAUGAUUUUCAAGAUGAAAUGACCCGUAGUGGUGCUGGUGACUUAACACCAGAGCUGGAGUCAGGUGAACCUGUGGCUAAUGCUGACUUAAAAACGACCUUGCCUGAUAAGGAAAAUGUUGUGCAGAAAGAACCUGUUGCAGCUAUUAAUGAGACCUUACCAGUGUUUCAAAAUGAAACGACCUCCAAUGGUGCUGGUGACUUAAAUCUUCCAGGGAAUUUAUUAAAUGAAACACCAGAGCUGGAUUCAGUUGAAACAGUGGUUAAUGUUGAUUUAAACAUUACCUUGCCUGAUAAGGAAAAUGUUGUGGAAGAAGAACUUAUUCCACAUGUUAAUGAGACCUUACCUGUUGAUCAGAUAUGGAGUGGUGAAUUAUUGCAUACAGUAUCCAAAUUGCUUCCAAAGGAUGCUGAGUUAUGUGUGAUGGAUGGUGGUGCUGAAAAUAAAUCAACUGCUAGUCAAAAGCGGAAAUGCUUGAGAAAUUCAAAGGCCAACCUACUGAAGUGCCAAAGCAAUGGAUUGCCUAGAAGGGUGCUAAGAUCAAAUAAGAGGGUGCAAAAGGUUUCAGCCACUUGUCUACACCAUAAACCUCUAACUAUUCUGUCUUGGUUGAUAGACAGCAACAUGGUCUUACCAAGGUCUAAGGUUUAUUAUAAGGCCAAAGGCAAGCGCAAUAAGGUCUGUAUUAUGGCUCAUGGGAGAAUAACUCGCAAUGGCGUCAAGUGCAAAUGUUGCCUAACAAUAUACAGUCUUGUUGGCUUUGAAAAUCAUGCUACAGGCAAUAGUACGUGCAGACCCUCUGCUAAUAUCUUUUUGGAAGAUGGUAGGUCACUCUUAGAUUGCCAGAAACAAAUAAUGGAAGAUCAUAAAACAAGGCAAACUAUGGAAAUACCAUUCAGUGAUUUGGGUCAAGGCGAGAAUGACUGCAUUUGUUCUUUUUGCCACUAUGGUGGUGAACUUAUUUUAUGUGAUCAAUGCCCAUCUUCAUUUCAUAAGAUUUGUCUUGGUUUGGAGGAUAUCCUUUAUGGUGACUGGUUUUGUCCAUCAUGUAGUUGUGGGAUUUGUGGCCAAAGCAGAAUUAAAGGAGAUGAGGAUGGACAUUUCCUUACUUGCAUUCAGUGUGAACAUAAAUAUCAUGUUAGGUGCCUGGAAACUGGAGCUGUAGAUAUAUCAAGACAUCUGAAAAACUCGUUCUGUGGAAAAGACUGUAAAAUGAUAUAUGAGGGUUUUCGUAAAUUAUUAGGAAAGCCAGUUUCAGUGGGUGCGGACAAUCUAACUUGGACAUUGGUGAAGUUUAUCAACUCUGACAGUUGUGAUUUUGAUAGUAUUAAAAGUGACUUAUUGGCAGAAAGUUACAGCAAACUCAAUCUUGCUCUUUCGGUGAUGCAUGAAUGUUUUGAGCCCUUAAAGGAACCUUUGGCUGGCAAAGAUAUCAUGGAAGAUGUUUUAUUCAGCAGAUGGUCAGAGCUUAAUCGAUUGAAUUUCCAGGGUUUCUAUACUGUACUACUUGAGAGAAAUGAUGAACUGAUUAGUGUGGCGACUGUUAGGGUUUUUGGGAAGAAGAUAGCAGAAGUACCCCUUGUUGGUACCAGAUUACAGUAUCGUCGACAUGGAAUGUGUCACAUUUUAAUGAAUGAGCUAGAAAAGAAGCUCAUGCAAUUAGGUGUGGAGAGGCUUGUUUUGCCUGCUGUUCCUAGUGUACUAGAAACAUGGACCAGGUCUUUUGGCUUUGCAAAGAUGACCAGUUCUGAGAGAUUUCAAUUUCUUCACUAUACUUUUUUAGACUUUCAGGAUACCAUCAUGUGUCAGAAGCUGUUGAUGAAAAUACCAUCUCCAGAUUCAGUUUUAUUAAAAGAUUCACAAAAAAAAUGUGAUUUUUCCUCUGGACGUUGCAGUUUUAACUUUAAAAAGUCUAGUCCAGUAUGUGAAGUAUACCAAGUAGAAGAGAUUGACAAAGGAGGGAUGCUGGAUCAACUAAUAGGGGAAGAUGAUGCUAUUGCAACUAACAGAUGUGAUGUUUUUCUAGUACUUAUGCCGGCAGCAAUGAUAAUCAUGGUGAAGCAACCAAGUCAUGGGGAUAAACAGCGCCAGAAUGGAAGUAACUCACAAUGCUCUCUUUUAAAGCAAGCUCAUAGUCAUAGCAAGCCCAUUAUAAGGAAGGUCUAUGCUAGAAGGAGAAAUGGGCCUGAUAAUAGUGAGGCCCGAAUGCAAACCACGAAAGAUGACAGGUAUAAUGGCCCACCCAAGUACUACGCCCGAAAAACAAAAAAAGCAUGUGAAGGAUUUAGAAUGUCAUUAUGA
This is a messenger RNA of Abrus precatorius (Indian licorice), 3138 nucleotides long. RefSeq lists its product as uncharacterized. Gene Ontology annotation, biological process: negative regulation of DNA-templated transcription. The record is from RefSeq and is a predicted model, not a curated record. NCBI's taxonomy places the organism in Eukaryota, Viridiplantae, Streptophyta, Magnoliopsida, Fabales, Fabaceae. The coding region runs from base 1 to 3138 and encodes 1045 amino acids. Gene Ontology annotation, molecular function: acyltransferase activity, transferring groups other than amino-acyl groups; transcription corepressor activity. The transcript has 11 exons.